Messenger RNA from Lytechinus variegatus (green sea urchin), 1519 nucleotides. Its product is annotated as pancreatic triacylglycerol lipase-like. Lineage: Eukaryota; Metazoa; Echinodermata; Echinoidea; Temnopleuroida; Toxopneustidae. The record is from RefSeq and is a predicted model, not a curated record. Bases 128 to 1117 code for a protein of 329 amino acids. The transcript has 5 exons. Gene Ontology annotation, biological process: lipid metabolic process. Gene Ontology annotation, molecular function: lipase activity.
ACCUUCGCCCCGCCCUAUUUUCCGAAAACACUUAUUUCCCCCUUUCCAUUAUAUUGGGAUUAUAUAAAACCUAUUAAAUCUUAUCGCAUAAUUCAUUUGCAUUCUCAAGAACUCAGGAGAAGUCGAGAUGAUGUUAGCCUCCCUCUUUAUAGCUGCUUUUGUGUCGCUAGCCCUCAUUGAAGAUGGCAGAGCCGAUUCUGUGACGUAUGGUGAUCUAGGAACCUUCGAAUAUGGAAAUGGCGCCCCCAUCUGCCAUCACUUCCGUCCAGAAAGCCCCGAUGCGAUUGUGAUCAGGUACUGGCUGUACACGAACAGCAACAGGAAUUACGGCCAGCAAUUAGACCGCACAUCGUCCUCCUCGAUCACCAGAUCGUAUUUCUCGGCGAGCCGAGAUACGAAGUUCGUCAUCCAUGGAUAUACGGACGAGUACACGUCUGGCUGGGCUAUGGACAUGAAGGACGCCCUCUUGACUGAGAACACCAAUGUUAUAAUGGUGGACUGGAAAGAGGGUGCCGGGCGUCUCAACUAUGCCCAGAGCCGAGCCAACACCCGGGUAGUCGGUCGAGACAUUGGAAAGCUCAUAGAGAAACUCAGGUCAACAACGGGGGCGUCCUACGGCAGCAUGCACAUCAUCGGGCACAGUCUGGGGGCGCACACCGCAGGGUAUGCUGGCGAGGCUAGGUCUGGUGUCGGCAGAAUUUCAGGUCUUGACCCAGCAGGACCAGAAUUUGUGGGUUACGAGAUAGAAUGCAAGCUGGAUCCUUCGGAUGCAUCUUUUGUUGACGCUAUACAUUCAGAUGGAGGUGCUACCGGCGCAGGGCUCAUGGAACAGCUUGGUCACCAGGAUUUCUACCCCAACGAGGGGAUAAGUCAACCAGGAUGCGAGGGUACAUCACUCAUCGAAGCGUGCGACCACAUGAGGGCUAUCCACCUUUACACCGAGAGCAUCACCUCAAGCUGCAACUUCAGCCCAUCCAAGAAGUGUAGCACCUGGUCGAGCUACCCCAGCUGCCCCAGCUGCGGUACCUGCCCCGAGAUGGGCUACUGGGCCAACAAGGGCCGUGGAAGCGGGGCAUUCUUCAUCGAUACGAACGGACAAAGUCCCUUCUGCAUGUAAAAUCUCUUCUUUCAAAAUGCUACGAUUGAUAAAAUAUAAAUAAAAAUUAAGUCCUCAUCAACAACGCAGAAAACCGAUUAUCUAAGGACCGGGCAAAUGUCCAAAAGUGCAUUACACAAUUAAGAUGUUUGAAUAGAUAUGACUGGAAUUACAUAAUCAACCCUUCAAAGUGUUGUUCUUGGAAUAUUUCCUUAUGCAUUGAACUAUGCAUCCAUAUCAGGGCAAGCACUCGAUAGAUUUCCUUAAGAUUGUUAUGGUUAUGCCAUUAAAUACUUCCGAGAAUAUUCAAAUACAUAUUGUUCGAUUUGUUUCCUAUGUUACGACCAGAGGAAGAUGAUAUCCAACUGAUAGUAUACAACUCCCACGAAUGUUCUGUAAUCUGAUUGGUCCGAAUCGGAUCAC